Acanthoscelides obtectus is the source of this 5564-nucleotide messenger RNA. The record is from the annotation of a GenBank genome assembly. NCBI's taxonomy places the organism in Eukaryota, Metazoa, Arthropoda, Insecta, Coleoptera, Chrysomelidae.
CGCUGAUAGAAUUGGUAAGCUGUUUGGACUCACGAAAACAUAAAAAUUUUAACAUUCUUGAAAAUCUGUAUAAGCAAUAGUGAAAAGUAGGAUAGUAUGAACUUUGUAUUGAAUUUACCGUCAGCAGAUGAAAAAGAUUUCCUUGAGUCAGAGCCUCAGUCGACAUCUGGCAACGUCACAUUUUUCAUAUGAAUGGCCAUUUUACUAUAGUGUGGAGUGCGUAUUUUGUGUUUGAGUUGUGUAUUUUUACAAAUCAUUAUUUUUGUGCUAUUUGCCCUAAGUUUGUUAGUGGUAUUGAACUUUUACCUUCUGAACAAUGGUGAGAUCGUGUUAUAUGUGCAAGAUAAACAGCAAUAAUCCAGAUUCGGCUAAUUUAUCCAUCGAUAUUCCUCGGCAGGCGCAACGACGUGGUCACCGCGAGUGCGACUGCUUGUUUGGCCAAGGCGCUUAUUAUGAUCAUCAAACGCUACCCAAGACCGAACAACUUUUAAUUCUUGCUGAUUGCUGAUGUUAUGCUACACCCGAAACGCGGCAACGGGUUCAUUAUCAGCAACCAAAAUACGCUGCUGCUGCUGCUGAAAGUUGCUUCCGUUAAGGCCGCUAUCGAUAUUACCGUGCGGUUGAACAUAAUCUGAACGUUUUCAAACGGCACGGAAUCAUGGCUCAUGAAAAAGAUUUCAAAGAAAAGCUGAUAGCGGCCGUGAAAAAGGAAGUAAAGCAAGUGAUGGAAGAAUCGGUCACUAGGAAGUUCGUGCACGAAGAAAGCGGAUCGGUGACAUCCCUGUGCGGGGCAGUCGAAGCUUGUCUCUCGCAAGGUUUGCGCCGACGCGCUUUGGGCCUUUUCAAAACCUCCUCGACGACCGCCUUGCUGCACAAGAUCGCGAAGCACAGUCCCGAAGCCGCUCGCAUUUCGAAAAGGGUGCAGGAGCUCGAAAAUGUCGACAAUGGCAACAGACGCUCUUCGAGCAGCAGCGACAGUCUCACCAAGCCGCAGCUCAAGAAGCAUGCCUCCCUCUCGUCUGUUAUCGCUCCCUUACCUAAAUAUCUUUGGAUCAGAUUGGCGUUGUUCGAGAAACAGCUGGCGAAGAUAAUCGAUUACUUGGUGUCAAACGCGAACCGAUACUACGAGAAGGACGCUUUGGUGGCGGAUCCCGAUUACGGUACCAUCCUGAGCUCAUUAUUGGUCGGCCCUUGUGCCCUCGAUUAUACGAGAAUGAGGAGUCUCGACAACUUCUGCACAGAUCCACCCGCCGACGAACUGGUGCAACGUCAUCGCAUUUCUAGCGCCGGUGUGGGUGGCGGUUCGACGCCCCCUUCAAAUCGCCGCCAUCCGAUGCAGCCUAAUUUCCGGCGAUCGCUGAACGCAAGCAGCGAAGACACCCUUAGCAGCAGCUGUUGCAGCCGAUCGUCCGCUCACCAAUUGGGCAUCGCUCGAGACUACGUCGAGUCUUUGCACCAAAAUAGUCGCGCCACCCUGCUCUUUGGCAAGAAUAACGUUACCGUCAUGCCCAGCAACGCAUCAUCGAAUGUACAAGAACCGAUGCCUGGGUAUCUCAGUUUACAUCAAACAGCCCAUGGCCUUACGAUCAAGUGGACGCCUAACCAACUGAUGAACGGAUUUGUUGAUGAAACUCAAGACAAAAGUGUGUACUGGGAUUACGCGUUGCACGUGCGACUGGAUGAGAUCGUGUACGUGCACUGUCAUCAGGAGAGCGAUACUGGAGGUACUGUCAUCCUUGUCGGGCAGGACGGAGUCCAGAGGCCGCCCAUACAUUUCCCUAAAGGCGGUCACAUGUUGGCGUUUCUCAGCUGCAUCGAGACUGGUCUGUUGCCUCGAGGCAGGCUGGAUCCACCGCUGUGGUCGCAACGAUCCAGUGGCGGAGGUGCGGUAGGAAAAAACAACAACAAAAGGCGCAGGCCGUUGCCCGCUCUCGCGCCCGAUACCACCGACACCAACACAGAAACCACCAGGGACUACGUGUUUCGCAUCAUCGACAACUCCGAUCAUACGGAUAUGCCGAAACGAACAGAGUUGAUGGACACGCGAGCGCACUUGGGCGGUAGCUUGAAAACGCGUGUGCAGCUGGCAAGCACCAGCACUUCUUCGGACAGUAGCUGCAAGAGCUUCAGCAUAGAACAGCAACACAGCGCGUCCGCAACCGCAGAUGAAGUAUGUAGCGGUGGUGUUGGUACUCCUCCAGUUGCGUGCAUCCGCGCUGUCUGCGAUUCGAUGAAGCGGCAGAUCAUCAGCCGCGCUUUCUAUGGUUGGCUCGCAUACUGCAGACAUCUUUCUACUGUAAGAACGCACCUCAGCGGACUUGUCAAUGCAAACAUCGUUCUUUCGGAUGAACGAGAUGAACAAGGUAUAACGGAAGAACGUUGGUCAGAAGUGUGCGUGGAUGGCGUGGUUUCUGACUAUGCGGAAGUGUACCGAUUGACGUACUUCGGGGGCAUCGCGCAUUCGCUCAGGAAGGAAAUCUGGCCGUACCUGUUGGGACAUUAUAAAUUCGGUACCACUCAACAACAACGAAACGAACUCGCAGAGGAGACCAAACAGGCGUAUGAGAACACGAUGUCCGAAUGGUUGGCAGUGGAGGCGAUCGUCAGACAACGAGAUAAAGAAAACCAGGCUCAGGCACAUGCGAAACUGAGCACUGGCAGCGCGGCAUCCACCUCCGUCAAUGAUAAUACUACACCGCCGCCACCGCCGCACUCACAACAGGAACAUCAUCUGUCCAAUGAGGUAUUCGAAGACGAGUUACUUUCCGACGAUGAGCACGAAUCUAUGGACGAGGAAGAGGAAGCAUGUUUGACAGAAGCGCAACCUGUCAAGAAAACCCGAAGAAACACGAUCAAAUACGAAAGCGGAGACGAUGAGAAUGAAGAUGAAAAUGAGGCCACGGUGGCAGGCGUAACACCAAUAGGAAAGUAUGAUCAUGACGAUGAUGGUGAAGAAGCUCAACGUUCACCUGACAAUCGAGAGUUCUGCUGUUCGAAUAUAGAACACGAACCAGUCAAUAAUGGAGAAUCUAUAUGUGAUUAUGAUAACGACUUGGUGAAUGAUACUGUUGAACAGAAUCAAGAACAAAUAUUUCCCCCGGACGAUACUUGCUAUACUGAAGAAAUGAAGGAUUUCAUACAUAAUGUUAUUGUCACCAAUGCCAGCGUUGAUAUGAGCAAUUUAGGUGGUGAUGAGAGUCGAAACGUCGGUCGCGCUAGUGGUGGUGGUAAUUUGGACGCCGUCACCGAGGAGAACAACUCGUCAUUAGACACGUGCAUUGAGACGCAUGGAUUGGCGUCGCCAGCACGGUCCGCGUGCGCAUCGCCGGCUAGCUCCAACGGAGGCGUAUACACGCAAGAGCUGUUGGAGACGUUCGGUUUAAAUUUACAUCGUAUAGAAAAAGAUGUACAGAGGUGCGACAGAAAUUAUUGGUACUUCACUGAAAAGGAGAACCUCGAUAAGCUGCGAAAUGUAAUGUGCACUUACGUGUGGGAGCACCUGGACAUCGGCUACAUGCAGGGCAUGUGCGACCUGGUGGCCCCGUUAUUGGUCAUCUUCAACGAGGAAUCGGUGACGUACGCCUGCUUCUGUCACCUGAUGGAGCGAAUGGUGGAAAAUUUCCCGAACGGCCAACAGAUGGACUGUCACUUUGCGAAUAUGCGCUCGCUCAUUCAGAUCCUCGAUGCGGAAAUGUACGAACUGAUGCAUCAACACGGCGACUACACGCACUUUUACUUCUGUUACAGAUGGUUCCUGUUGGAUUUCAAGCGCGAGCUGGUGUACGCGGAUGUGAACGCCACCUGGGAAGUGAUCUGGGCGGCGCAACAAGUCGCUUCACAGCAUUUCGUGCUGUUCAUCGCACUCGCCCUGCUAGAGACAUACAGAGACAUCAUCCUUUCAAAUGGCAUGGACUUCACCGAUAUCAUCAAAUUCUUUAACGAGAUGGCAGAGAGACACGACAGCAAAUCCGUGCUGCGAUUGGCGAGAGAACUGGUGUUGCAGCUUCAACUGCUCAUAGAAAACAAAUAGAACAACAUAUAAUGAGAGCUGAGCACUGAAGAAGAAGCAGAUGUUGCUGGUUUUGAAAUUCGCACUUGAUCCGGACGCCACGAGGAUUUUCGCUCCAUUAUCAUUCGACAAACAGAUGGAUUUGAGACCAGUAAGCACCUUACCUGUGAUGUCCAAGCUUGCAGAGAAAGUGGUAGCUGACCAACUUCGUGACCAUCUAGAAGUAAAUGAAGUCCUCCCCGAUACAGAGUCGGGAUUCAGAAAACUACACAACACAUCCACAGGCUUAUAAAAGUAACUAGCGAUAUAGUCAAGUUCAUGGAUGAUGGUAUGGUGACCGUAUUGGUGAUGUUAGAUUACAGUAUUUGACAUGGUCAACCAUGAAGUAUUAUUAUUAUUAGUAAAAAGCUACAAUAUUAUGGUUUGUCUAGUAAUGCCUUACUGUGGUUCAACAACUACCUGACUGGCAGAUCCCAAUGCACAGAGAUAGUUAACAAAAUGUCAACUUUAGAAAAUGUAAUUUCUGGUGUUCCGCAAGGAAGUGUAUUUACUAUUUACAUUCUAUAAAUGAAAUUAAUUUAUUGAUUAAAGAAUUAAAUGUAAAUCUAGAAAUGAUUGCUAACCAUUCCAAAAAUUAUUGUUUGAAACUGAAUCCCACGAAAACUAAAGCUUGCUGCAUUGGUUCUAGCUUAAAUAUUUCAAAAUUUAAAGGUUUCAUGAGUACAGCCAUUGUUUUAGGUGAUACAUCUGUUGAAAUUGUAGAGGAGACUAAGAAUCAGGCAUUUUAUUGGACACAAAUUUAAGUUUUGAGACCCAUGUCAUUAAUAAACUUCGAGUAUGCUAUUGUAAAUAUGUCACUUUGGAGAUACAAACAUGUUUUUACCAGUCACAUAAAAUUAAGACUUACCAAUGCACUAAUCCUCACUCAUCUAGACUAUCGCGCUACAGUAUAUUAUAAUUUUCUUACGGAAGAAAUGAAGCACAAAAUUCAAGUAUUUCAAUUACCAAAAAUAUUUACAAUCAUGUUUCUCAAUUGGCUGUUCUUUGGCCUAAACUUGGUCUCAUGGGCAAUGCAAUGCUCUCUUUAUUGUCCCAGAGAUGAGACACCAAGCAUAGACCAUGCUGAUGAGUAGCCAAGAAGCACAAAACAACUGUCCACGGUUGGCUGACUUCUGGCCAGAUGGACGAAAGCAUCAUGUUUAGUUUUGGCUGUUCAUUCUAUUAUGCUAUUUCUAAAUUUCUAAGCCAAAAGACACACAUCCAAAACCAUGUGGUUGUACUAAGUUAUGAGAAACUGUUUAUAGAAAUAUGUGGUUUUAUGAACAAGAUACGGGUGCCAAAGUAUCAUACAAUGUGUAAGAAGUGGUUCAAAAUAAAAUAUUAUUUAUUUUUAUGAAGAGAUAUGUAUAUUGCUGUUGACUCUUCUUAUUUAUAUAUAAUGUCUAUUCUAUGUGUAAUAAAAUGGUUUUAACUAACAUGAAAGGGAAUAUGUAAUGUAUUUAUAUUUUUUAUUUUGUACUUUUUUAUACACACUCUUAAACUGUCUAAACCUAAC